UGUGCAGAAAUGUGGCUUCACCAGCAGAAAAGUUAACCGUUGCAGAUUUAGCACAUUAAAAAUAGACUAUUAUUCAGAAGAAAUGGCCACCGGACUAUGAAGCGAGAACUUUAUUGGUGAGGGUAUAUGCGCAUAGCUGCUUAGAGAACCUCUCCACCCUCUCCAGGUCAAGUUGAGCGCACAAGGCGCCAUCUGUUCUCUCCCUCUCCAACCCGGGCCUGACAGUCUGAAUAACUCUUGGUCGGAAUGACAUUUGUUGCUGGCAGUAAAAUGGACUGGCUGUCCCCACGCUAUCACAAGCAGUCCCUAGCUCAAACUCUCUGUCGUUCGGGAUUGUUCGUGAUCUGUAUGGGAAUGAUGUUGACCAUGUCUAUGUAUCCCAUGCUGAGGUCCCUGGGUGUAAAGCUCCAUUCUUCCAUCUCAGGGAACUACGUACCUGGACACCACUCUGUUCUCCUCAUCAACUGCCCCAACGAACAGGCAGCCAAGGACAUCGGCAGAGCCAUUAUGGAGAGGAGGAUGGCAGCAUGCAUCAAUAUUCUGCCCAGGACCUCCACCAUGUAUUACUGGAAAGGGGAGAUUCAAGAUGCGACGGAAAUUCUGAUGUUGGUGAAGACGAGGACCUCGAGGAUCCAGAGGCUCAUAGACUAUGUCAAGUCUGUGCAUCCCUAUGAGACUCCAGAGGUGCUUAGUUUCCCAGUGGAGGACGGGAGCCUGCCCUAUUUGAAGUGGAUGGACGAGGCCGUUCCUGACGACUGACCAAUCAGGGAGCAUAUCCCCAAUGACUUGUGAUCUUAUUGGAUGUGAAUCUCCAAUCUAUUGGUCAACUGGAGAGUAAGGCAACAGGGAUUGGCUGGGAACCAGCAAGCUUUGGAUUGGAUUGAGUGGUUCAAAGUUCAAACUCUUGCUUUUGAACUUGAUCCACAGAUGCUAAAUGUUUAGCUCCUCCCACCAUGACAUUGAUAUUGACUCAGACUCAGAGUUGUUAUAGCUCUGUUUUAUACAGGUCCUGUUGUUGCCAUUGAAAUUCCGAGCUUGACAUGAUCUCUGUUUAUUGUCAGUAUGUCAGUCCUGAAAGAGAAAUAAUAAUAUUCAGUGUUGAUUCAAGGUAUUAGUUACGUUAAAAUUAUUUAUAUUGCAUUGUAUUCCUAAAACCUCAGAUUAAGGAUAGAUUAAAUCACAUUCCUUUUUCCUAUCUGGUUUCUUUCAAGCUGACACAGCAUCCCUGUUUAACGUUUCACUGUGAAGUGAAAAGUUGAUUGCACUGCAUUUUGAGAGGGAUUCUUGAGCACGGUUUGAGAUUUGUAUUCUAAGGAUAACAUUUGUAAUACAUGAUGGCACAAAAAUAAGUUCCUUCUUCCUUGAGGUGAUAUAUAUACAUUGUACCAUGUACAUGUCUGAAUGUUAUGGUGGGGCGGGAGCUUUUACAGUUCAUAUUUUAAAAAAGAGAAUGUUUAUUAAAAGACAAAUAUUUAAUCUAUUUCCACAUUCACAUACCCUAUCCAUACUGUUUUUUUGCCUUACAUGAAAAGAGGAGAUUAGGAGCAUGCACUACCGCUGGCAUUCUAUGUAUACUGUAUCUUGUUGUGUUUAUGCAUCUUUAGCCAGUUAUCCCUGGCUCUUAGAUCCAGAGAGGAAGCUGUGCGUCCACAUUAAACCUGUCCCACUGGGUACACAGAGCACAGAGAAGAAAGGUCCAGCUGUUCAGGUACCAGACGGACCCGGGCCUGGUGAAAGCAGGGACUGUUGGGUAACAC
This is a messenger RNA of Coregonus clupeaformis (lake whitefish), 1757 nucleotides long. RefSeq names its product protein CutA homolog. The transcript is spliced from 6 exons. Gene Ontology annotation, molecular function: copper ion binding. Bases 247 to 759 code for a protein of 170 amino acids. The record is from RefSeq and is a predicted model, not a curated record. Gene Ontology annotation, biological process: response to metal ion. Lineage: Eukaryota; Metazoa; Chordata; Actinopteri; Salmoniformes; Salmonidae.